Pipra filicauda (Wire-tailed manakin) is the source of this 1253-nucleotide messenger RNA. It is a transcript of the gene PYURF, whose product is annotated as PIGY upstream reading frame. Bases 36 to 488 code for a protein of 150 amino acids. Lineage: Eukaryota; Metazoa; Chordata; Aves; Passeriformes; Pipridae. The transcript is spliced from 2 exons. The record is from RefSeq and is a predicted model, not a curated record.
CUGAUCAGGUCUCCUUUCUUGCUGUUUAGGCUUGAAUGUACGGAAAGACCUUACAUCAAGGAGCAGCCCGCCUUAAGACAACCUUGGCACACUCCUCGCUUUGCGGCACCCACAGGCUCCCGGCACAGCGCGGGGCGGGGCCGGAAGCGGCGGCCAUGCUGCGGGGCGGCGGGCGCGCUGUGGCGGGGCUGCUGCGGAGGGCGGCGGCAGGCAGCCGGGAACAGCACCGGGAUCGGGAUCCGGGAUCCAGGAUCCAGGAGCAGGGCUCGGGCUCAGCGCGGCCGCAGCCGCCGGAGCCGUCGCUGCUGCGCUUCCUGGUGUGCCCGCUGUCCAAGAAGCCGCUGAGGUACGAAGAAGCUACCAACGAGCUCAUCAACGAGGAGCUGGGCAUCGCGUACCCCAUCAUCGACGGCAUUCCCAACAUGGUUCCGGAGGCUGCCAGGAUGACGCACAAGAAGCCUCCGGCCGAGGACUCGGAGCAGCCCUGAGGACCCGCCAGGCACAGCGGUAGCUGGGACUGAUGGCCGGGGGAGGGAUGCUGCCCUCCCUGCCCACUCUGACUGUGCUCGUUCCCCUCCUGUCCUUGGCAGGCUUGUUUUACUCAGCCAGCGUGGACGAAGCCUUCCCACAGGGCUGCACCAGCACGAACAGCCUGUGUUUCUACAGUCUCCUCCUUCCUGUUACAAUACCGGUUUAUGUGUUCUUUCACCUUUGGACCUGGAUGGGGAUUAAGCUUUUUAGGCACAACUAGUGAGAUGCGUUUGCUAACCCCUGGGCUUCUCUAAAUCAAUGCAGCUGGUUUAAUCUCAUCGGGUAUUGCAGUUCGUUGGAGAGUUCCCUUUGGCACUAUGGACUGUCAUCAUUUUCCUAGUAGUAUCUGAAACUGUACGAAGCAGCAGCCCAUUGUUACCUACUGCUAAGGCAGAUUUAGAGUAGGAGUCAUAAGAAGCACUAAUUCCCUCUGCUGUAUCCCUCCAAGAGUGUUGUGCAUUUGUAGUGGCACUGAUGAAAACCACCUAGGUGGAAGUUGUUUUCGCGAGGGAGAACUGUACCCUGACUGAGAAAACUGAUCUUAAAUAAUACACUAAAUUAAAAUAUGCAGUCUUUGAGAACUUUGGUUUUGUUUUAACCUGAUGUAUGUACUGAAAUAUAUUUGACUCACUGUCAGAAGAACAUAAACUAAAAUAAAUUAGGCUGGUGUUUCGUAACAAAAUUUGGGACUUGACAUAAAUGAAGAAAUUUCUUGGAUGAUA